Alternaria postmessia is the source of this 1686-nucleotide messenger RNA. RefSeq lists its product as uncharacterized. The record is from RefSeq and is a predicted model, not a curated record. The coding region runs from base 1 to 1686 and encodes 561 amino acids. Gene Ontology annotation, molecular function: mRNA binding. The transcript has a single exon. NCBI's taxonomy places the organism in Eukaryota, Fungi, Ascomycota, Dothideomycetes, Pleosporales, Pleosporaceae.
AUGGCCGCCCGCCCGAGUCCCAGCAGCACAAGCCCCUCGAACUUGUCCAACAGCCCAUUCCCCCACGGCUCUCACGGCUCUCACAGCAGCUCCACGUCGUCGUCGCCGCCAAAGCCGUUUGCAUCGCACAACACCAUGACGGCCGACGUAUUCGCACCAUCCAUGUACGCCAUGCCGGGCGCCGUCGGAGAGCGCAGGCCUCUCGAGAAGGGCCCCACGAACAACGCGCGUUACUCUAUUCUAUUGCGCAGGCUUCCGAGCAGCAGCGAUCGCGAUGCCGUGCGCAACAUUCUGCUAUUCGCAAAAGACCUCAUCGACUGCGAAAUCCUCCCACCACCCAGGAAUGCCGACGACAAGGGUUUCGCCUCUGCCAUUGCGCACUUUCAGACGCUCGAAGGCGCAAAAGAAGCGCGUCAGCUCCUCGACGGAAAGCGCAAUGCCACCAACGAUGCGACGCUGGUCGUCGAGUUGACUCAGGACGCUUCGCCUGGCGCAAUCGGCUCGCGCCGCAACACAGUUGACAGCACACCUGCGCGGCAAGCGACAGGCAACGGCGUCAUGACCGGCGCUACAACCAACGCCCGACAAUCAUCGCGAUACAACGGCACCUUCCAAAACAUGGAGAACAUGUCCCCACCCAACGGGACCCCAGGUCUUGGCAACGGAGAGUUCCCGGUCAACAACCUUUUCUCGCCGACAUCCCCCGUCAACACCUCUUUCACGAGCCGCAAUCUGGGCAAGUCAGUAAUCAAUGAAGACGCUGACGAUGAUGACGGCUUGCUCAACGAGUCAAUUGGAUACGCCACGGGCGGUCCGCCAAUGCACUCCGGCAUGCAGCGUCGCGCAACGAACCCUCACACCCCUUCUAUUCCUAUCCAGCGCUUCGGAUCUCUUUCCUUGAACACAAACGGAGUGCCGAAUGCCACAUCCCCACCUCUAUCUAACUUUGCUUCUCCACGCUCCGGAUCCAAUAUGCAGUCGCCUGGUCCGGCCUUAUCAGCCUUGUCACCACACAGCAUUCCAUCCGCCUUGAGCAGUGGUCCCAAUACUGGCUACCAGCAAUACACGCAGCACUUUGCGCGGCCAACAUACCCUCCAGUGAAUCCUGCUGAUCAGAACCCCCCAUGCAACACUCUCUACGUGGGUAAUCUCCCCAUGGACACGUCCGAAGACGAACUCAAGGCUGUCUUUUCUAAGCAGCGCGGGUACAAGCGACUUUGUUUCCGUACCAAGCAAAACGGUCCCAUGUGCUUUGUCGAGUUUGAGGACACGUCGUUUGCUACCAAGGCUCUCAACGAGCUUUAUGGAUAUAUGCUUCACAACAGCGUCAAGGGAGGCAUUCGCUUGAGCUUCUCUAAGAACCCCUUGGGUGUUCGCAGUGGCCAGAACUCAGCAAUGGGCCCGCAAUCUGCCAUUGCCCCAUCCACCCCUCUCUCGGGUUUCGGUAGUAGUGCCGCAGGUCCCCCAGGCUUCUCUACGGCCACUGGACCACCACCAGGAUUGUCCGUUCCUCCAGGCCUAUCGACUCCUGUGCACACCAACAAUAGUUCCGGUUUUGGCAUGUAUUCCAACGGUGGCUUCGGGAUGAGCCAUAACGACAUGGCCGGUGCUAUGCGCCAGCCACUCGCAUCCAGUGGUGCCGGGAACGGCUUCUCGGGCUAUUCUACCUACAUGAUGGGGCGCUAG